GACAAGGAGAACAAGAAGCCAGUCACCGCCUGAGGAAAAAGAGCUGACAGGGGCUAACAAGGCUGGAAGCUCCGGCAGCUAGGAACUAGGGAGGACAGAAAGUGCUUCUUCCCUGCCAACCACCCUCCCUAGCCCCUUGGACCUGUGAAGGGAGCACGGCGAUCCCCUCAGACAUCGCCGCAGCAAGUUAGAAGACAAGCUGCCUCAUAAGGACAUGGCUUUGGUGCAAACUCCAACCCCAAGCCAUCACACAGGGGAGAACUAUGAGGCUGAUGCUGAGUUGCUAAGGGAACAUCCUCUGGAUGUUGAAAAUGAUGUUCUGUUUCUAAAACAGUUCCCGAGCUGGAGAAAGAAUGAGAAGAAGCGCAUUAGAAUGCUCUAUGCCAUCGCAGACCACAUUGACGAAAGCCACCAAAAAGCUACCAAGAUCAAAGUGGUGACUACCUCUGUGUCAGUCGCCUCUGGAGUCCUGAGUCUCCUGGGUUUGGCCCUUGCUACAACAACUGCAGGGGGGAGCCUGAUACUCGCUGCUGUUGGGCAUGGUUUGGGGGCAGUCGCCGGGGUCACCGACAUCGUGACCAAUGUGAGGGAGGACUCUCACAAUAAAAGAGCUCUAGCGCAGACCAACAGCGUCACGCCUAACAGCGACCAGGAGCCUGAGGGGUUCAAGGGAGAGAAGAAGACCUAUGUCACAGCCACUGGUGAGCUUGUCUACAAAUGUGGGAGUGCCUGGGACAGCAUCAAAAAGCACCUCCGAGCCCUCCAGCUAACCAGAACCCAACCCCACGUCACCUCAGCUGCCAAAAAGCUCAUGACUUCCGGUCAAGUAUCAGCUCGAAGCGGCAGGCAGGUGCAAAAGGCCUUUGGGGGCACAGCCCUGGCAAUGACCAAAAAUGCUCUGAGGAUAGGACGCGCAGCUGCUGCCCUCUCCCUCAGCCAGGACCUAUAUACUCUCUGGGAGGACUGGAAGGAUCUGAAGGCGGCAAACCCAACAGAGCUGGCAGAAGAGUUAAGAGCACGGGCUGCGGACCGGGAGCGAGUGUUAGCAGAACACACCUGUCGCUACAGAAAGCUGCAGAGACUCAGCAAAGAGACCUGUGGGGUCUUCUUUGAAAGGAAACAAGGUGUCUCAGCCUCCAUCCUCCAUGACUGAGAAAGCAAGACUGACAGAUGAAGAGGAGCCUCGGAGACCUUGAGUCUUUGAGAUCAGUGAAGGAAGACCAGAGUGGAGGUGGAAGGCUGAUGAGGCAAUGCCUGGAGCUCACACACAGGGAGGUCCCUAGGGUCUCAGAAGGGAGAGAGAGCCCUGUCAGCCCCACUCUUGAGCCUCCCUUCUUCUUCUCUCUGACCCAGCAGUCACCUCCACUCUCCUGGGAUCCCCAUCACUCACUUGUACAGCCCCUGCUAGGCGUUAGCCUGACACCGCUUCCUGCCAGCUUCCAUAGUAAUUAGCAAUGAUAAGCUGUGAGGGUCCCUCCCCCACCUCACCUCUCUCAGUGCUCUCUGUCUCCCAGAGUGUUGGCUUGGAGCCAUGCUUGCACACAAAGGUUGUCACUGGAACCUGCUAGGCCAGAUUCCAGGGGAAGGAGUGCUGGAAGCCUGUGCUCUUUUUUCUGCCCCAAGUCCUGAACUGACUGACUGCCCCAUCUCCCGUCUUAAAAACCCUCCAUUGCUGGUUUGAAAGUCACUCGCGGGUGCUAUAAUACUUAAAAAGACAAGACAAAGCAAAACAAGACCCCACAGAGAGAAGGCUAGGAAAGAACUCGCACAGGAGGUUUGGGACUGUGGCCCACCCACACACGACUUCCUGUGUUCUUUCUUCUCAGGCUGUCCAGGUGCUGGCCGUCCACUGCUGUCAUCACCCAGGGACCGUCCCUCCUAGUGCACUGUAGAAUUGAGUCCCUUAUCUCUAACCCUUGAUAAUUCCUCAUUUGCUUGCUGAUCUGAGUUUCCCCGUCCUGCUCUCUGUAGUCCCAGCACCCUCACCACAGCAGGUGGAAUCUGUUGGCACAUGAGUGCCUUGGGCUUAGGGGUACCACUGAGCAUACCAAGGUCAUACGUUCCUGUCUUCACCUCAGAGGCAAGUAGGCAGAACCCCUAGGCCACUCCCGGCGGGAUCUGCAGUAUGGAAGGGGACUGGGUAGGAGCUCAGGGUACCCCAAUUGGUCAGGAUGAACCCAGAGGGAGGAGAAAGAGAAGAAAGGGGGCUGUUUGUACUUCCCUUUCCAGAAUGUUGGGGUAGCGACUUUUCUGACCCUCAUUGUA
Molecule: messenger RNA, 2265 nt
Organism: Mus pahari (shrew mouse)
Lineage: Eukaryota; Metazoa; Chordata; Mammalia; Rodentia; Muridae
Product: apolipoprotein L6-like
Exons: 5
Coding region: 215-1153 (312 amino acids)
Biological process (GO): lipid transport; lipoprotein metabolic process
Cellular component (GO): membrane; extracellular region
Molecular function (GO): lipid binding
Source: RefSeq, a predicted model, not a curated record